AUGCUUCCUUCGCCGUCGACCGGCAUUACCACUAGCAGACCGCCCCCAUCUACCUUUACCACCUCCGUCACGGCUCCAGGUCCAAGUCCAAUCAUCCCAACUCCCACUAGCACCACUCCAGCUCCUGGCCCUGCUGCAGCUGUUGCAGGGGCGGCUACCCAGCCCACCCUGAAGCGACCGGCUGCAUCCGACCUGCAGCGCAGUGCCGGCGCCAGCGCCACCCCAUCCAAGAGGCAAGCUACUGCUUCUAGUAAUAAUAACACACGAACGAUCCCGAAUCCGAGUCCAUUUCAGACUCCAUUUCAGAGUCCGUUUCAGAUGCCCGCAGCUUCCUCCUCAGCAGCUGCUGCGCCCCGGACCCAGCUUCAGUUCCAACCUGCCAUGCCCUUGCCUAUGCCCGCUGUCGUCACCGAGGAUCAAUUGCAAGGCCGGUCACCUGAGCAGUUGAUCGCCACCAUCCUCCAGAUACAGGCCCAGAACCAACAGUAUGUCGCGCAGAUCAACGCCCAGUACGAUAACAUCAACCAGCAGCUGAACGAGCUGAGGGGCAGUCUGGUGGCCUCCCACCAAGCCGCUGCGUCUGCCCUGACAUCCCGAGAACCCGUGAUGCGAAGUAUCAUACCUCCUCCGCCGCCUCCGCUGCAGACGGCUGUACCCCUGCCGCAACCGCCGACUAUCCAGACCCCAAGCCGUCCUUCUCGGGCUCCGCCAGUCUCUCCCAGUCAUCAACAUGCUGUAUCCAGGCCAUCUGUUCCAGCCCUGCAGUCUCCAGCUGCCGGCCCUCCGCAGUUCGACUACCGCACUGUGGCCACGGUGGAGGAGGUGUGGAAAGAGUAUCGAGAGGGCAUGGACGGUCAGCCGGCCAUCGAAGCGUUAGACGCACAGUGGGGUUCGAGAUGGCGACCCGAGCCGCGAGGCCGAACAUGGUAUUCGAGACGAAAGGUGAUAUGGGACAAGAUCAAAGAUUACAUCGCCGAAGGGAUGGAUGAGGCCGAGGCGGUCCGAGAGGUAGAGAUGCUACGCGACGGCGGGACCAUCAACAAGCUUAUUCGCAUGUUGCAGGACGAGCGGAAAGACAAAGGCAUUGGGGAUGACAGUAUGGUGGGCUAG
Messenger RNA from Anthostomella pinea, 1110 nucleotides. Lineage: Eukaryota; Fungi; Ascomycota; Sordariomycetes; Xylariales; Xylariaceae. The record is from the annotation of a GenBank genome assembly.